Linderina pennispora is the source of this 736-nucleotide messenger RNA. RefSeq lists its product as uncharacterized. The record is from RefSeq and is a predicted model, not a curated record. The transcript has a single exon. Bases 232 to 678 code for a protein of 148 amino acids. Lineage: Eukaryota; Fungi; Kickxellomycota; Kickxellomycetes; Kickxellales; Kickxellaceae.
CUAUCCUAUACUUGAUACUUGUUUUAAAUUUUAAGCCGUUUUCUAGUGUUAUUGUCAUCCAGAUGUCACUGAAGCUGCUAGCGGCCGCACUAGCCUUCUGGCUGAGCGUCGUGGCCAUCACCCCGCUGGCGGUUCCAACACGCAACGCUCUGUCUUCUCGCGCCAAAACCCUACCGACAACAAUGAAGCCUGUCGACGAUAAAGAUGCUUUGCUUUUCAUGACACAAGGCGAUGACAACGAACUCGAUCUUCACCAUGCAUCUAGAGAAACGAUUGGCCCGACAUUUUAUGACACCGAUCCAGCCAAACGUGCACUGCGUGAGCUUGUAUUCGAAUCGGUCAAGCAUAAUAUGGAGAAGGCUGUAUUCCCGCACGGCAUGCCCAGAGCUCACAUCCGGUAUGGGCCAGCGGCUGGAUCGACGCGCACACUGCAAAAUACAAAGCAGCUGCAUGCUACCACCAGCAGGGAUGUCGGAUGAGUCAGUCGUCACUGAACUCGAUACUACAAUGACGGAGACUGUCAGGGAGGUCGGCAAUGGGAAGUCUGAUGAGCCCUCGUCGAUAGUGCUCUCUGAAAUUGUCGACGAGUCCACGACGGUCACUGUUACUGAAACACCUACAGAGUCGUCGCCAACAGAUCCUUCGGCCACAGAUGAGGACACGGCAAUCUGCCACUGACUCGGAAUCGACCUCCACAGGUACUGACGCACUCACAGACAUCACCUCGUCAACUACG